Rosa chinensis is the source of this 1060-nucleotide messenger RNA. Its product is annotated as zinc finger CCCH domain-containing protein 3. Gene Ontology annotation, molecular function: zinc ion binding. Lineage: Eukaryota; Viridiplantae; Streptophyta; Magnoliopsida; Rosales; Rosaceae. The transcript has 5 exons. Gene Ontology annotation, cellular component: U12-type spliceosomal complex. The record is from RefSeq and is a predicted model, not a curated record. The coding region runs from base 196 to 648 and encodes 150 amino acids.
GAUCUAGAAUAGUCUAAUUUGAGAUUAAAUCAAGUUAGUUUAAUUUGAAAUCAGUCUACCUUAUCAAAUCUAAUUUUCUGGCACUAAAUAUAGAUACAAACAGUUGGACGAAGCAAAGAAUUGAAUUUUUAUAAAUGCCCGAACUCUAUAAAUUGACCAACUGAGACGCUCGAGAGAGAGAGAGAGAGAGUUGCAAUGCCGUUGGGGAAGUACGACUGCGAAUACUGCGACAAGCAAUUCCAAGACACUCCAUACGGUCGGAGACGCCAUCUUCAGAGCCUCCAACACCUCCGAGCCAAAGCUCAAUGGUACGACUCUUUCAAAGAUCCUAAUGAUGCUUAUGCACAAAGCUUGGGAAGAGGGGUCUGCAACCGCUUUAUCAAAACGGGGUUUUGCCAAUAUGGGGAUGCUUGUAAGUAUUUUCACCCCAAGAACAAUCAGCAGAAUACAAUGACUCAAGGGGCAUCAGGUGUAACUGAUAAUAGUCAGUCUUCAACUUUUCAAGGGAAUCAAACGGCUGCAGGCUGCUCUUUGCCAGAUGUGGUGGUUAGAGAUAACAUGGGAAUGUCAUGGGGAAAUCUACCUCCAUCGCUAAUGCCUCCUCCGGAGGGUGGAUAUCCUCCGCUUCCUUUUGUGGACUGGGGAUGAGUCCUCUGUGUCUUUCAUCCACCAUUUAGGUAGUGCUGUACCCAUACAGGUUACUAGCUUAGCUGCACAAUGAAACAUGGAUGUCUCUCAGCAAAAUGAUGUGAUAUGGAGAUUGUCUUCAAGCCAUGUAGGAUUGUAGCUUUUGUUUUGUAUCAAUUCACAAUUUCACAGAAACAUGUUGUUCAUGUCCUUCUUUGUUGAAGAGAAUGUGUUGCACCUUCUACUAUAAGCUGAUAUUAUAACGAGGGUGCUUUGUCUAUAUUGUUCUCAACUGUUAGGCCUGGGCCUAUGACUUUUCAAGACUUUUGCAGUGCCAAAUAGUUUAAAGGAACAGCUUGAACAUUCCUGAAAAUAUGAAAUGUCUCUAGUUUUGUACAAAUUUCUCCUAUUAACAUCCUUUCAUUUCGGUCAA